Messenger RNA from Penicillium cinerascens, 1866 nucleotides. RefSeq names its product putative mitochondrial dihydroxy acid dehydratase (gene ilv3B). Bases 40 to 1866 code for a protein of 608 amino acids. Gene Ontology annotation, biological process: branched-chain amino acid biosynthetic process. Gene Ontology annotation, cellular component: mitochondrion. The transcript is spliced from 2 exons. The record is from RefSeq and is a predicted model, not a curated record. NCBI's taxonomy places the organism in Eukaryota, Fungi, Ascomycota, Eurotiomycetes, Eurotiales, Aspergillaceae. Gene Ontology annotation, molecular function: dihydroxy-acid dehydratase activity.
CUGUGUUUUCGUGUUUCUCGACACCUCGCACACUCCAUCAUGGAUCCCGCUCAGCCGAUGACGUCCAGCACUCUGGGUGAAGCCAAGUACAUCAACUUCCCCAGUCUGCCCGCCGAUGCCAAACAUCCCGAUGGAUCCCUCGCACUCAAUCGAUAUUCUUCGACGAUCACCAGAGGUCAUGACUUUCCCGGUGCUCGGGCCAUGCUCUUCGCCGCUGGCGUUCCGGACAAAGAUGCUAUGGCCAAAAGUCCCCAUGUCGGUAUUGCGUCCGUCUGGUGGGAGGGAAACCCGUGCAACAUGCACUUGAUGGAUUUGGCCAAAACGGUCAAGAAGUCUAUCGGUGAGCGGGGCAUGAUCGGGUGGCAGUACAAUACCAUUGGCGUGUCCGAUGCUAUCACAAUGGGUAGCGAUGGCAUGCGUUUCUCGCUGCAGACCCGCGAGAUCAUUGCCGACAGUGUGGAGACUGUGACCUGUGCCCAGUACCACGAUGCCUGCAUUGCCAUCCCGGGUUGUGACAAGAACAUGCCCGGAGUCGUUAUGGGCAUGGCCCGCCAUAACCGCCCGUCCAUCAUGAUCUACGGUGGUACAAUUGCGAUCGGGUAUUCGGAGUAUCUCCGGAAACCCGUCAACAUCUCGACUUGUUUUGAGGCUGCCGGGGCUUAUGCGUAUGAUUCGCUGCGCCAGCCCGAUGAUGGCGGUGAUACCAGCAAGACCAAGGAUGAGAUUAUGGAUGAUCUCGAGAAACAUGCCUGCCCCGGCGCCGGUGCCUGCGGUGGAAUGUUCACCGCGAACACGAUGGCCACGGCCAUUGAGUCUAUGGGUCUGUCCCUGCCCGGGUCCUCAUCGACCCCUGCUGCAUCGCCGUCCAAGAUGCGUGAGUGCGUGCGUGCUGCCGAGGCCAUCAAAGUCUGCAUGGAGAAGAACAUCCGGCCGCGGGAUCUGCUCACCAAGCGGUCAUUCGAGAAUGCGCUGGUGAUGACCAUGGCACUGGGCGGUAGCACCAACGGCGUUCUGCAUUUCCUGGCUAUGGCGCGGACCGCGGGUGUAGACUUGACACUCGAUGACUUCCAACGGGUUAGCAACAAGAUCCCCUUCAUUGCAAACCUGUCUCCCAGCGGCAAGUACUACAUGGCCGAUCUCUACGAGAUUGGAGGUAUCCCGUCCGUUCAGAAGCUCUUGAUCGCCGCCGGCCUGCUCGACGGUGACAUCCCGACGGUGACGGGCAAGACUUUGGCGGAAAAUGUGGCAACGCACCCUUCGCUGCCGCAGGAUCAGGACCUGAUUCGCUCAUUGGAUAACCCGAUCAAGGAGACGGGUCAUAUACAGAUCCUGCGUGGCAAUCUCGCUCCUGGCGGCGCAGUCGCCAAGAUCACCGGCAAGGAAGGCCUCCGAUUCACCGGCAAGGCCCGCUGUUUCGAAAAGGAGACCCAACUCAACGACGCGCUGACUGAGGGCCGGAUCCCACGUGGGGAGAAUCUGGUCCUGAUCGUACGGUACGAAGGUCCAAAGGGUGGGCCCGGCAUGCCGGAACAGCUCAAGGCUAGCGCCGCGCUGAUGGGUGCUAAGUUGAACAACAUUGCCCUGAUAACGGAUGGCCGCUACUCCGGGGCCAGUCACGGAUUCAUUGUGGGUCACAUCACCCCUGAGGCGGCGGUGGGGGGGCCCAUUGGUCUGGUCCGCGACGGAGACAUGAUCACCAUCAGCGCGGAAACUAACGAAUUGUCGAUGGAUGUGUCGGAUGAGGAGCUCCAGGAGCGACGACGCCAAUGGAGGCCGCCGACGCCCCAGAUCACCAGAGGUGUGUUGGCCAAGUACGCGCGGCUGGUGGGUGAUGCAUCGCAUGGAGCGAUGACGGAUCUGUUUUAG